Molecule: messenger RNA, 1026 nt
Organism: Rhinocladiella mackenziei CBS 650.93
Lineage: Eukaryota; Fungi; Ascomycota; Eurotiomycetes; Chaetothyriales; Herpotrichiellaceae
Exons: 3
Coding region: 1-1026 (341 amino acids)
Biological process (GO): positive regulation of transcription from RNA polymerase II promoter by galactose
Cellular component (GO): nucleus
Molecular function (GO): DNA-binding transcription factor activity, RNA polymerase II-specific; RNA polymerase II cis-regulatory region sequence-specific DNA binding
Source: RefSeq, a predicted model, not a curated record
AUGGUGUCUUUUGCAGAAAUCCUGAGAUUGGCAGCCGAUGAAUUGUACCAUGCUCGCUUAAGCAAGCCUCUGUCCGAAAUGUCUAAGAGCGCCUUGAGACUCGACCAGUCAUCGGUCGAGUGGCGACAGAAUCUCCCGUCGUCCCUCAAUCUGGACAAGAGCUCUCUGUCGGAGCCAGAAUGGAUCAGCAAACAGAAAGUGGUUUUGAAACUACGCUUUUGGUACACAAGAAUCAUCCUACACAGGCAGUUCCUCAUAGCGGCGUCAACUCAGAGGGACCUAAGCUCUUCUUCAACUCAUAUUGACCUUUGCGUACGUGCAUCACGACAAACUAUCUCGCUGUUGUACGACACCUAUUUUCACCGACCAUAUUUUCGGACGUGGUACAACGCUACGUACACGCUAUAUGCCAGUAUGAUCAUUCUUUAUCUUCUCUUCUGGGACUUUGACCGUGUUACGCGUACAGAAUUGAUUGAAGAGGUAGAAAAGAGCCUGGAGAUCCUCAACUCAAUGGAUACAAUCUAUGUUGCGCGUAGCUGCUCACAUCUGAUCCAUGAAAUGCUUCAAAUUGCAAAGAAACCACCAAGGUCUUAUGCCAGUCAACACAGACUUACAAACCUCCCUGCGAUCCACAAUGCCAGUUCUGCACGAGCCAAUCCUGGCCCGGGGGAUAAACUUACAGCAAACGAUCUUGGUGAAUCUCCACGGAAUAUUAUGCUGCACCCUUCAGCUACGACCCAAUCCGAACUACUGAAUAGUCUCAUUGAUUUCGACUUCUUGGGUGAUUUUGCUGGAUUGGGGGAUUUGAACAUGUACUUGAAUGGAUCUGGAGGAGAGCUACCCUUCGACGUUCCGCAUGACCUGCAAGAGCAACAAAAUUCCCGACUCGGAAAUGCACCCAUGUUUGCCGAUUCUGUUGAUUUCGUGCGAGGGACCGAAAAUGGUGUCUGGAUGGGUGUAUCGCCUGAGGUCGAGUCUGACAUACACGAUCCGUUCGGGGCUUUGCAUCCCGACUCGUGGAUUUAA